Messenger RNA from Closterium sp. Yama58-4, 1740 nucleotides. Lineage: Eukaryota; Viridiplantae; Streptophyta; Zygnematophyceae; Desmidiales; Closteriaceae. The record is from the annotation of a GenBank genome assembly.
AUGAUGCCGUGCCCUCUAUGGAAAAGCUCGCAGCGCGCGUGGGGCGCGCACGUGACGGCCACGCUGGGCGUCCUCGUUUCGCUGCUGGUGUGCGCGGCAGAUCCUCCUCCAAAACACGCUCGCGCCGUUCCUCUCCCCGCUCCUCCUCUCCCGCUUCCCCUCCGCCGUUGCGCGCCAAGCCGCGCCAAACGGCACUGCAUCCGCCUGCAACGUCGCUACACGGACAGCAUAGAAGCGAGGCACCGGCGGAACCAGUCGGACGGGAACGUAGCGAGUGUGCUGGAGGCGGAGGCGGGGCAGUGGAAGCAGCGCACGUACCAGCAGAGAGGGUUCAUGUACCAGUUCAGCGCGUAUCGGAUCAGUUCCUCCCGCUUCGUCGUACUCGGUAUAAGCAGCCUCGAUUUCCUAUGGCAGAAGGAGGGAGAGGGUUGUCGAUGGGUGGGGCGAGACGGGAGCAGACUGAACGGUACAGUGCUGUACAGGGACUUCAUGCGUCCCAAAUCCAAGACUGACGCGUUAGCAGCGUUUUGCCAGCUGGCAGGCAACACGUCUCAGGCGGGCGGCUACCUGGCAAUGACCAUGGAUGACGUGCAGGCUGCCUUUUACACUGAGGAGCCCGGGGAGCCGCUGGAACCGCCACCAGACGACGCUCUCCCCGUGCUCCUCACGUGGUGUUCCCAGCCGCUAUACGGAGCAUUAGACGCGGGCGUGGUGUGGGCGUGGGUGGAGUACCACCGCUUAAACACCCCCGUGCACCGCUUCCUCUUCUACGACAUGGCUGCCUGGACGCCCAUGCUCUCCCACCUCUUCCGCCCCUACUUCACCGCGGGGAUCGCCGAGAUCACGGACAUGUCUGCUGGCCACCGCCUGGGGUUCCAUGCGGGGACGGGACCAAAGGGGUUCUUGUCGAAACACCAGGUGGUCCCUGAGCCGCGAAUAGCACAUGCCGGUGCCAGUACCGCAGCCAAAGCAUCAACUACCGCAUUCCACACCACACCCCCAUCGCACCUCUCCUCCCAACAGACCCUGGCGGGCAACGACUGCAUAUUCCGCUCGCUGGCAACGUCCCGCUGGGUGACUCUGCACGACACCGACGAGUUCCUCGCGCCCGUGCCGCCGCACUCCCUGCCCUCGCUCCUCGCCACCCACCGCGACGCGCCCUGGCUCUCCCACGGAGCCCUUGUCGUGGAUCUAUCUGUGUGUGACGACGCGGGGGGCGUGGUGGGGAGUGCAGGGAGGAACGGCAGUGGAGGUGCUGGUGAAAUGCAAGCACGUCGCGGGGAGGGGGUUGAGAUGGAUGCAGCAGGAGAAGCAGCAGUAGCAGCGACGGUGGCAGAGGAGGAGGGGGCAGAAGCUAAGAGGAAUGGCGUGGAGGUGUUAUCUCGGCUUGUGUUUCGGCAGCCGGAGGUGUGGUGCAUGCAGGACGGGUCGCAGGAGCGCAUAGAUCCCGCGGUGUGUGAGGACUGGCGCGGGCACCGCAAGGUCAUUGUCAACCCCAGAAAGACGUCAGUGAUGUCUAUCCACAUGGUCAGAGAGCCGCAAACAGGCGGCGUGGUGCUCAAUGCUGAAACUCACCUGCGCCACUACCAUUUGUCUGGAGUGGUCAACCCAGUCAACGCGCGGUGCGGCACUGUUGUGCCGCCUGGGGAGUCCCAUGUGUGGUUUGUGAGGGACACGACUGUCGCUGACAAGGUCCGGGUGAUCGCUAAUGCGUCUGCCCCUCAGCCUCUGCUCGUAUGA